UUCUCCGUCUGCAGACGUAUCGAGACACAAAAAGAGGCAACCUCCAGACCAGUGCGAGGGACCUACUCCCAUCAUGACCGAGACCACAAAGACCCACGUUAUCCUGCUGGCCUGCGGCAGCUUCAAUCCCAUCACUAAAGGGCACAUUCAGAUGUUCGAAAGAGCCAGGGAUUAUCUGCACAAGACUGGAAGAUUCAUUGUGAUUGGUGGGAUUGUCUCUCCAGUCCACGAUUCCUAUGGAAAACAGGGCCUUGUGUCGAGCCGGCAUCGUCUCAUCAUGUGUCAGCUGGCUGUCCAGAAUUCCGACUGGAUCAGAGUGGACCCAUGGGAGUGCUACCAAGACACCUGGCAGACGACCUGCAGUGUAUUGGAACACCAUCGAGACCUCAUGAAGAGGGUGACUGGCUGCAUCCUCUCCAACGUCAACACACCUUCCAUGACACCCGUGAUUGGACAGCCACAACACGAGAACACCCAGCCCAUUUAUCAGAACAGCAAUGUGUCCAGCAAGCCCACUGCAGCCAAGAUCCUGGGAAAGGUGGGAGAAAGCCUCACCCGGAUCUGCUGUGUCCGCCCUCCCGUGGAGCGCUUCACCUUUGUAGAUGAGAAUGCCAACCUGGGCACAGUGAUGCGGUAUGAAGAGAUUGAGCUGCGCAUCUUGCUGUUGUGCGGUAGUGACCUGCUGGAGUCCUUCUGCAUCCCAGGACUCUGGAAUGAGGCAGAUAUGGAGGUGAUUGUUGGGGACUUUGGGAUCGUGGUGGUGCCCCGGGAUGCAGCUGACACAGACCGAAUCAUGAAUCACUCCUCAAUACUCCGCAAAUACAAAAACAACAUCAUGGUGGUGAAGGACGACAUCAACCAUCCCAUGUCUGUAGUCAGCUCCACCAAGAGCAGGCUGGCCCUGCAGCAUGGGGACGGCCAUGUUGUGGAUUACCUGUCCCAGCCAGUCAUCGACUACAUCCUCAAGAGUCAGCUCUACAUAAACGCCUCGGGCUAGCAACACCCAGCUCUCCACUCUACUCUCCCCGCGUCCUCCGCCAACACACUGGCCCCUCCAGCCACUGUCAGACCCCAUUUUCCCUCUGCCUCUCUGUUUCUCUGUCUUCAUCUUGACUGUUCUCCCCACUGACUGACGUAACCCCCACAGUGUGGGGGCCUGCG
This is a messenger RNA of Arvicola amphibius (Eurasian water vole), 1161 nucleotides long. It is a transcript of the gene Nmnat2, whose product is annotated as nicotinamide nucleotide adenylyltransferase 2. Gene Ontology annotation, cellular component: Golgi apparatus. Gene Ontology annotation, biological process: NAD+ biosynthetic process. The transcript has 11 exons. Gene Ontology annotation, molecular function: nicotinate-nucleotide adenylyltransferase activity; nicotinamide-nucleotide adenylyltransferase activity. NCBI's taxonomy places the organism in Eukaryota, Metazoa, Chordata, Mammalia, Rodentia, Cricetidae. The coding region runs from base 74 to 997 and encodes 307 amino acids. The record is from RefSeq and is a predicted model, not a curated record.